Agrilus planipennis (emerald ash borer) is the source of this 808-nucleotide messenger RNA. RefSeq names its product 28S ribosomal protein S7, mitochondrial (gene mRpS7). NCBI's taxonomy places the organism in Eukaryota, Metazoa, Arthropoda, Insecta, Coleoptera, Buprestidae. Gene Ontology annotation, molecular function: rRNA binding; structural constituent of ribosome; mRNA binding. Gene Ontology annotation, cellular component: ribosome. The record is from RefSeq and is a predicted model, not a curated record. Gene Ontology annotation, biological process: translation; ribosomal small subunit assembly. The transcript is spliced from 4 exons. Bases 90 to 788 code for a protein of 232 amino acids.
AUAUCUGUAGUGCUUCAAAAUGUCAAUGGCGGUCAAUGGUUUGAUAAAUAAUAUAACCAGUUAAUAUAAAAAAUAUAUUUGUUUUUGAAAUGGCUUCGUUAAAAAGAAUAUUUUUUGGAAAACAUAGUUUUAUUAAUCAAAGGAAUUCAAUUUAUAGUUUAAUACAACAAAAUGGAAUGUCACAAUAUCCCAGUUAUUACAUUCAACCAGUGUACAGAAAGGAAGCUCAAGAAGAAUUGGAGAAAUCGGGCGAGAUAAUGAAAAUUACUCAUGUCCCUACAAGAGCAGCUUUAAAUGACCAAACCUCUUCUGUUUAUCAGGAUGAGCUUGUCAAUUUGUUUAUAAAUUAUGUGAUGAGAGACGGAUUAAAGACAUUGGCCAGGGGACUUGUUGAAAAAAGCUUUGAAAAUAUAAAAAGGAUACAGUUAGAAAAAUAUCAUAAAGCCAAAACAGAGGCAGAAAAGCAAGCAAUCGAAAUAAAUCCCAAAAAUAUAUUUCAUCAGGCUGUUAAUAAUUGCAAACCACUCCUGUAUUUAACUCCAAUAAAAAGGGGUGGUGUAAAGUACCAGGUGCCUGUGCCAAUUCCAGAUAAAAGGUCACAAUUUCUGUCCAUGAAGUGGUUAAUAGAGGCAGCCAGAGAAAAGGAAAGAACUGUACAUUUCCCAGAAAAAUUAGCUUACGAAUUGAUUGAUGCUGCAAGCAACACUGGUAAAGUGGUAAAGAGAAAACUGGAUUUACAUAAACAGUGUGAGGCAAACCGAGCUUAUGCACAUUACAGAUGGAGCUAAUAAAUCAAAUUACAACUGUA